AUGCUGUUUGCCGAGUUCUUUCAACUAAAGGGCAUCUCCAGGCUUUUCCCAGAGGGUCUGACGACAGUAUACACAAAUGAACAAACCUUUCAGUCAGAGAAGGCAGUCCUGAAGGCCCAGUUGGAGGGCACAGCAACCGCCAACAGGCCAAGCGUCAACGGGGGGGAACAUCAUCUUGGCGUGGAGAAAAGCGACUCAGAUGAUGAGGAGACGCGAAACAAAGAGAUCCAGGAUGGUGAGCUUCGGCGGGAGCUGCAGGAGCUGCUUGUCCUCCAGAACAUGCUGGCUUAUUUGCUGCAGAGCCACAGGUUGCAAGAAGCAGAGGUCGCAGUUUGUUGCUUCAUCGACAGGAACCCUCGGAAUGCUGACGGGUUCGUUCUCCUGGCUGACAUUUACACCCAGGAAAAAAGAUUUGCAUCGGUGUGCGAGUGCUUGUGGGGAGCGAUUCACAACUCCCCUGGAAACCGGAUGCUGUUGCGGUUGCUUCGCGAUUCAGAGGAACAGUCUCUCCUGCAGCUGUGUGAACUGCCUGUAUCGUUUUUGGCUAAAUCUCUUGCGACCUAUCAGCCCUUAAAUAGCCACCGAUCAGGUUCUAUGGAGUUUUCUGACUCUAUUUUCAGCGUGGAGACGGCCCCUGUUGUAGUCGUACGGCAAGGCACUCAUGUGGCUGCCAUGGCAAAUCGAGAUCUGGAGCCAGGAGAAAUCGUUUUUCGGCAAAGACCGUUUGUACUAACCCCACUGAUGCUUGAGUCUGGUCAAAUCUACACCAGCUGUUUCCACUGUCUGCAAGAUCGAGAAGACCCCAGUAGGGGGUACUCUUGUCCUGUAAAGCCGUACACCUGUCCCUUUGCCUUUUGUUCAUGGGAGUGCCUUAUGCGUAACAGCCGAAUACAUGCCUUAGAAUGCCAGGCGAUUCCUUUGUUGCUGGCAGCAGCGAAGGAGUCUAAGCUCAGCUCCACGACCGUGCUGCAUAUCUUUCGAACAAUUGUGAAGACUGGCCUGGAACGGCAGAACCGACAGGACCAGGGGGAUGAGCGCGACAAGGGUGAAAAUGCAACAACGGACGUGGUUGAACAGCUGCUGCAGCUGAAUUCAUAUAGGGCGGCGGUCAUUAGGGGCCAACCAGAGCUGUACGCGCAACUUACGCUGCUAGCGCGCCGAUUGCAGCGCGUUUUGCCCGCGCAUCUUCUCUUAUUCCUCGAAGAAAGAGAAUUGAUAGAGCUCAUGCUCAUUUUGUGGCAGUACUCUACCUUUUUGACCUCCCCUUCAAUUGCUUCCGCCGUAGACGGAAGGAACCCCGAUGGAGCGAUAGGUCAAGUCCUAGCACCCGCGGUCGCUUUGCUGCACCACAGCUGCGUUCCCACGUGUGUUGUGUGUCUGCAAGAGGAUGGACUGGUGGCCGUGCGAGCUCUAAGCUUCAUUCCUUCUGGGGGGAGCCUGUGCAUUUCUCUUGAGGAAGACCUCUUCAAGCCGCAAAAAGAACGCAAGGGGGUCACAGCGUCCCCGCGGAUAUUUGGAUGCGGCUGCAUCCGAUGUACGGACAGCGCAGAAGGCGGCAGACUGUUACGGGGCAUCCGAUGCUUCAAGUGUGUAAGGGGCUUCCUUAGCCCGCACAAAAGCAAGUCUUUGGCCUCUCGCCUCAAUGCCUAUACUGCAGCUCUGUCUACGGUGCCGAUGCCUGAAAAUCCCUUUGAAAAAGGCCAAGUGCGCAAGGCGAAUUCGCUCACCGCGCAGCAAGAAGCGGAGACAUCUGAGUCGAGACGAAGGGAGACAAGGCCAGCGGAUAGCCAGAGCCCUCAGGCUGCGGGUGAGAAGGGGACUUUGGAAGGUGAUGCGUCCCUCGACGAAGAAUGGCUGUGCGCUAACUGCGGCUUAACGUCUGCCUACGUCAAUCGGAGCUGUGCAGUCCUCGAGCGCGAAGUUGAGCAACUGCAAGCGGCUGCAGAGAGAAGGCUUGUGAGUGGUGCCCGUCUGGAAGCACGCAAGCUCUAUACUGCCCUUGCACAGAGGUACAGCAGCCAGCUGCACCCCCAGCAUGCCGUCCUGUUCAACACACACACCAUCUUGGCAGGCCUCCUGGCGUCUCAGCCCGCAAAAGACCCCAUCAAAGCCCUCAUAUACAUCCGGCGAGCAGCUCUGGCAGCAGAAACCGUACUGCCCCCCUGCUCCCGUCUCAAGAUGGAUUUGAAUGUCAGACUUUCUGACUUGACCUACCAGGCAAUGAGCCUUAACCAGCACUGCCGGCGAGGCCCUGCACUUCCUGCCCACUUUUUAAUGAGUCCUUUGUAUGCGGCACUUUGGAAUUGCUCUGUCUGCUUUGGCAACGACUCUAGCUUAGCCAUUGUGCUGCAGCAGAAGCUGCGGAGAUACGCAGCCCUCCUCAACGUUUCAACGCCUCCGCUGCUGCAUCAGCCGGUGCUCAAAACUCACUUCGCGGCUGACCCCAUGUUCUUUGCCUCCGCCUUGGUUCGCGGUGGCUUCUGCUUUCCCUUGAGCCUUCAAGUGUUUUUGGCAAUGAAAGACGUCCCCCAUCUCCCCACAGGACUGACGCUUCUAGGCCUCGCCUGUCUGCACCGGUGGAGGCCCCUCAAUGGCCUUGCCGCUGCCCUCGGCACAACUAGCGUCGCUAGCUUUGCCAGCCAGCCAGUCAGCCCGCCUCUCAUAACAGCACUCGGUGUGACGGCCCUCUUGGCAAUGGCUGGCAGCGGCACAAAGCCGUACGAGUUUUCUCCUGAGGCGCUGGGCAUGCAUGAGAACCUCAUUGCUGUUCAGCAGAUGACAAGCGCGGAGGAUGCGGCGUCGGGACGGGAAGCAGCUAUUUUGCGGCACCUCUUGCAGCGCUGUGAGCUCUUGGAGAGAAAGGAAGUUGCCGCCACCAGCUGGCCAGGCCUGAAGUCCCCUAAGCGCAGCCCUCACCGGCCAGAGAGGUCGUCCGCUGCAGCGGAUGCAAGCCUCGACGGAGGGGAACCGGUGGCUUUGUCACAUCGCAGCCGUCUGCUGAAUGCGACUACGCAUAAGCUACUUGGAAGAAGCUCGGCGUUGCACCUGGCCGCAAGUCAAGGCAAGGAACAACUCUGCAAACAGCUGCUUGCUGCGGGAGCUCUCAUUGCAGCCCUGAACAGCGAGGCGGCUACUGCUCUGCAUCUGGCGUGCAGCUCGGGGCAUGUGGCAACGGUGCAGGCUCUGCUGGAUUGCAGAGCGCCUGUAGAUGCCACGACGCUGCGUGGGGAGACUCCCCUGAUGUUGGCGGCCUAUAAUUUGCAUACGGAAAUUUGCAGACUGCUGCUCAAGCACGGGGCAGAUCCGGACCAGGUCAGCAGGGCUGAGGGAUUUUCCGUGCUGCAUGCCGUUUCCACCGGAGUGACACGACAAGCCACCCACUACUUUAGGGGGCUUGCCUGGGAAGGGGAUCGCGCAUGCGCUGCACUUUCGGGGCUUUCGGUCCAGUCCAAGCAUCUCGGCUUCUACGUCAAAGACAGCACUUACAUCUCCCAGGAGACCCUGGUGGAUGUGCGCUUGCCCGCCGCAUGCCCGGAGAGCUCCGAGCUGUUUUUCUUCCCCAAAACAAUGUUGGAGAGGACGCGAAAGGCUCAGGAAAUUCUUUUGCUCCUCACGAGACACUGCACGUACGAUAUGUACAGGUUGCAGUCGAACAGGGGCUUUGCGCCGGCGGAUCUGCUGCUAAGCACCUGGGAUGCCUUUGUCACUCGAAAGGAGCGGCUGCUGCAAGUAAACGACUUGCAGCUUGAGGGGCAGACACGCGAGGAGGCAAAGGCAACUAACGAGGGGUGGCAGUUUGUCCUGCACCAGAUUUUUGUCAUUAGAGAUAUGCUAAAGCCAGAGCUCCUCCCCCAAGGCCCCUCAACCCGCAUGCACCAGCGUUUCGACACCCCGAGACCAGAGGAACUACAACAGCGCAACAAAGAAAAAAUGGUAGGCGAUGCUCCCUGGCUUUUCUCCGAGCUCAUCGCAUCAGGCGCCACAAGGCCCUCUCAUAAACCGCCGAUGCAUCAAAAACACCUCGUCACACGAGACACUGAUGCACUGAAAACGGCCCCCAAAUCGUCGAAGGAAGCAACCGGCGGUACGGGCUUUCAGCUUUCCUCUAAAGUAACAGGCGCCGCAAAGCCUUCCCAGCAGCACCCUGCUCCGCACGCAAAGGAAAAGCCCUCUCCGGCUGCAGAUAAAAAAGCGCCUCCAGAUAGCAAGAGUAAUCUUUCGCCUGAUGCCGCAGCUUCCACACAGAUCCACGUGGGAGUGCCUAAAGAGGAACUCCCCUCCAACGCCACGGGCGAGCUUUCAGCACCCAAGCUACAAGCUCCCGCAGUGCAAACGGCCUCGCCAAAGCCCUCGGCUGCAGGGGCCCCUCCAGUGCCAAAAGGCCCACCCCAGGCAGUCAAGGGACCCCCUCCCGAGGGGGGAAAGGGGCCUCCGAAAGCGGUAAAGGGCACCCCACCCGAUGCGGUAAAGGGACCCCCUCCCGAGGGGGUAAAGGGGCCUCCGAAAGCGGUAAAGGGCACCCCACCCGAUGCGGUAAAGGGACCCCCUCCCGAGGGGGUAAAGGGGCCUCCGAAAGCGGUAAAGGGCACCCCACCCGAUGCGGUAAAGGGACCUCCUCCCGAGGAGGUAAAGGCGCCUCCGAAAGCGGUAAAGAGCACCCCACCCGAUGCGGUAAAGGGACCUCCUCCCGAGGGGGGAAAGGGGCCUCCGAAAGCGGUAAAGGGCACCCCACCCGAUGCGGUAAAGGGACCUCCUCCCGAGGGGGUAAAGGGGCCUCCGAAAGCGGUAAAGGGCACCCCACCCGAUGCGGUAAAGGGGCCUCCGAAAGCGGUAAAAGCCCCUUCCGAGGGGGUAAACGAACCUUCGGAAGCGGUAAAGGGGCCUCCUGAGGGGGUGAAGACACCUGCGAAGCCGGUAGACGGGGCCCCCGAGGCUGUAAAGCGGCCCCCGCCACCGAGCAAGGGGCCACCACCUCCGGCCAAGGGCGCACCUCCGAAAGCAAAGGGACCGCCAGGUGUUCAGUAG
Messenger RNA from Cyclospora cayetanensis, 5025 nucleotides. RefSeq lists its product as uncharacterized. The transcript has 6 exons. Gene Ontology annotation, molecular function: protein binding. Lineage: Eukaryota; Apicomplexa; Conoidasida; Eucoccidiorida; Eimeriidae. The record is from RefSeq and is a predicted model, not a curated record. The coding region runs from base 1 to 5025 and encodes 1674 amino acids.